UGAGGGAGCCCAUUUAAUGUCUGAGAUUAACAUUUAGUGAAACCAAACAAGCGUGAUUAAGGGGUUGAUAUCCUCCUCGUAUUUGAGAUCUAUUGUAGUGCUGCCAAUCACUAUUGGAUGCCUGAAAUUCACAACACCACCUCUUGAUCGAUUUCAAUCUUCUUCCCCAAUUUCAAUUUAGGUUUUCCUAAAACUUCAAAUUCACUCAAAUCAAGUUUCGAAACUCUGUAAAUCUUCAAGCUUUUGGAAAAUUCAACAAUGGCGGAUGGAGUUUGGGGUCGACAGGGACCCUUGUAUACGUCUUCUGGCAUGCUUAAACGCCCUCGCAACGAUUACGAGCUGCCUCCUUCACGGAUAACACCUGCACUUGAUAUGCGUGACUAUUUAAUACGAGACGAUGAACGAGGAGGACCCAGGGUUGCAAAGGACUCACAAACACUAGGGUCAGCGUAUGACCGUUAUCUCCAAAGAACGGAAGUUCCAUCCUACAAUGCUGGAGAAGCUAGUACAUUUCCAGGAGCUUCAUUGGGAAGGGGUAUUUCAGUGGGAGAACCAUCUUUAUUGGGCCGCCCUGGAUCUAUGGCCCCAGAUGCAGCAUCAAAUGGACGAGAUGUUGGAUUUGGGGGUCAGCUGCGAGUUGAUACGUUGGCCAGACCUGUACGCGAAACUGUACCUCUUCCUUCCGACGCUUCAAACACUCUAUAUGUCGAGGGACUUCCUCCGAAUAGCAGUAAAAGAGAAGUAGCUCAUAUAUUUCGCCCCUUUGUGGGGUAUAAAGAAGUACGAUUAGUGACCAAGGAGUCCAAGCAUCGCGGAGGAGAUCCUCUCAUCCUCUGUUUUGUGGAUUUUGUUGAUGCAGCCUGUGCUGCUACAGCUUUAAGUGCCUUGCAAGGUUACAAGAUGGAUGAAGAUGAUCGAGAUUCUGCUUAUCUACGCAUACAGUUCUCUCGGCACCCUGGUCCUCGAUCUGGUGCUGGAUCUCGUGGGAGGCAUUAGUGAAUAAGAUGGGGCAAGUGCGCUUUUUCUUAAUCAUGCUCCAAUUUGGUGGUUUAUUUUGCCCUAUUGUAUCAUGGUUCUAUGCCUGCCUUAAAGGUUAUAGAGCAUGCUGGAAGAGAUGAGGAAAAGAAGAUAAAUAUCGGCAUCUGGAUUGAAGUGGCGUAGAUCUGUUAGCCUUUACUUCAAUUUCUGGCAUCCGCUGUGUGAUGUGUAGUUUACGGCAGGUUUUUGUUUAAACCUGAGUGCUACUUAUCUUAGUUAUAUUACCGUAAAUUAAUAGCUAUAAAUCCAACGAAUGCAUUAGCUCAGCUAUUUCCUAAUUGAGCGUAUUAUUAAGGUACUAUUUCAAGGCUAGCUACUUGGUCGGAGAUAGCUAAUUCUUAUGCUCCAAACAUGGUUUUCAAAAGAUGCAAAAUUUGAUGAUACGCUA
Messenger RNA from Chenopodium quinoa (quinoa), 1426 nucleotides. RefSeq names its product RNA-binding protein 2-like. Gene Ontology annotation, molecular function: mRNA binding. The transcript is spliced from 6 exons. Bases 259 to 996 code for a protein of 245 amino acids. The record is from RefSeq and is a predicted model, not a curated record. Lineage: Eukaryota; Viridiplantae; Streptophyta; Magnoliopsida; Caryophyllales; Amaranthaceae.